Molecule: messenger RNA, 1596 nt
Organism: Aphanomyces invadans
Lineage: Eukaryota; Oomycota; Saprolegniomycetes; Saprolegniales; Verrucalvaceae
Exons: 1
Coding region: 717-1526 (269 amino acids)
Source: RefSeq, a predicted model, not a curated record
CGUCAACGCUCCCACCACGUGACACGCACGUCGCCCGCGUUUGCUUGUGUUGCGCCCGCCAGAUUGUUCCGCAGCCACCGCCAUCUGCACGUUGCCGGUCGUGACUGGCCUUCGUGGUGAGAUGCCCACCUGGCUUGAGUAUACGCUGCGGUUCACGGGCGUGCGGGCGGUCGAAGAUUCCAAAGCGUUCGCUCCAUCUCUCGUCUCUUGUCGGGGAUGUUUUCGUGGUUAGGUGUGUCGUGGCUCCGAAGAAGAUGCGCGCGGCGGCGGAACAACGUCGUCGGCCAUGCUUCAACUCAUAUCCCUGUGACGUUUAGCCGCGACAGAGGUCCGUCGAAAUCGUGUCACGACGCCGUCCGACUGGUUGACACGGUCGACGCCUCGCAGCAUCCUGUCCUUCUCUUACCACGCGCUUCGCAUCCAUCGCGACCCGCGCGCCGUGCCCUCGUCAUGCUUGCAUGACCUAGCUGCACACGGGCUCAUCAAUCCGGAUAUCGUCCACAUGAUCCAUCUCGGAACAGAGCUGUUGCUACAACCAGCGCGCCGAAACAGAAGGAGAAUGCGAACAACCCGACACAAUCCCAACGAAACGCAGACAACGUCGAUCGUCGCUGCCGUCUCGACCGCGACGCGUGGACAAGGACACCCCGUGCAGCAGUCGCGUGUUGUUGCGCGCCCAUCGGCAGCGCGGCCGCCACAUAUCGGGUCAGCACACCAUGGCCAGUUUUCAGGCCAGCACAAGAGACGAGAUCGCGUCCGAUUGGCUGAAACGACCACAUCCAAUCAGAUGGCGCCGUUUGCGACACAAUCGGUCGAAAUGCUCAUUUGGAGAUUUGACAGCGAUGGCCCAAGGCAUCCACUUGAAGGCGACUGUGCAGUACAUUGUUCCCGCCGGAGCGACCGUCGCGGACGUCCUUCAAGUGUUCCGAAGCCCCAACUGGGUCUCGUACAUGAUGCGGUACAUCGUUCCGCAGCUCAAGGCGUCGACGCCGGCGACCAAGACCGCGUUGGAUGUGUGUCCUCGCGUUCAAGAGUCGUCGCGCGCUCAAGACAACGACUGUGUCGUUUGUAUGAACGCCAACACGUACCACGAGUCGCUUGUCCUGCCGUGCGGACACGUUUUCCACGAAGCGUGCAUUGGAUCGUGGCUGCGACUUCGAAGCACGUGCCCCACGUGUCGAUACCAGUUUGAAAAGGAGAUUUCAGGCCGAUAUGCGAUUCGAUGCAUCAACUCUGCCCUCGUUCUCGACAAUGUGGAAUCCACCAAGGAAGCGAUGCUCGCCCGACGCAUCGGUGGUGAAACCGUUAUGGUCGCUGUGCACGUGACGCUCAUCCAAGCGUCUCAGUUUGCUCCAAAUGAAAAGUAUCCGUGCGUCCUGAACGCCGCCGUGAUGCGAAGCCCCAUUCAACACACAACCAUCGGCACUCUUAGUAGCAGCCAGCCGUCGCAUCACCGGCGGAAGAGCUCUCGGCUGCCCUCUCCCGCGUCGUCGUCGCGGAGUACGAAACGUAUCAAGCAAUCGUAAAUAAUUCCUUAUUUAAUCUUAUCCAAGUGUAGACUCUGUCCACCACGUUUCUCAAAAUCUUGCCUUUUGC